Molecule: messenger RNA, 6054 nt
Organism: Sceloporus undulatus (fence lizard)
Lineage: Eukaryota; Metazoa; Chordata; Lepidosauria; Squamata; Phrynosomatidae
Gene: RETREG2
Product: reticulophagy regulator family member 2
Exons: 9
Coding region: 2439-3842 (467 amino acids)
Source: RefSeq, a predicted model, not a curated record
UAAAAUGAAUAAAAUAAAAUAAACCUGGCAGUGGCAUACAUUCUAGGUAAAAUAAUUAGAAGUUAAUACAUAUUAAUACAUAUAAAAUUCAAAACAUUAAAAUAUAGCAAACAAACAGUUUAAAAUAAGCAUUCUGCAACAAUCAUGUAAUGUCUGGGAACACUUCCCUAAACAGAAAUGUCUUCAACUCAGCUUUAAAGCUGGUUAAAGAGGUGAUGAACCAUGCUUAUGUGGGAAGGAAGUUCCAUGAGUGGGGGGCAGCAAGUGAAAAGGGACAGAUCUGAGCCGGAGAAGUGAAAAUCCUAGGCUGGGAUAACAAUCCUAGUAAUGACUUGCUCAUGGUAGUGAGCUGUAUGACUGAGCUAGGAUUUGCAUCCAGAUUCAAGUCAUACUGUUGGGGAAAUAUAGUGGUGCACUGUGAGACAUUAAGUAAUGUACAGUAUGUAUCACUGAAUAGUGCAGAACAUUGUACAAAGAUUUUGAAUGAAUGGAAAUACUGAGACAGAAUGUUUUUCUUGAAUUCUAAGGAAAAGUGGGGAAAGAUACUGUGGGAAACAAGACAGUGCCUUCUACUGUUGAAGGAAGGUGUCUUAUUUAGUAAGGCCCAGAAUGUGUGAGAGAUCUGCAGUUGGAGGGACAGAGAGUUGGAAUUUGACUGGCAGCAGUGUAAGAUAGGCAGUGACUACAAGCAGUUGUAGAGCACAGAGUGGAUUCCUGGAAGAAAGGUCCUGUCAUGCAUGAAAUUGUAAAAUGUACAUGUAGAAGAAGAAUAUUGGUGUCCAUGAGAGAGCAUUUGAACAAGGAAGAGAGUUUAUGGUUUCUCCAUGACUGGAGUGCAGUAAAGCAUUUUAGGCAAUCUGAUACGUAGAGGAGGAAUAAUGAGCCCCUCUGAUUAUGAGGUGCCCAGUUUGACUUUCCUCAGUGGUCAAGAUUACUCUUUUUCAAAGAAGACACAUUUUUGUAGGAAUGCCUCCCAAAAAGAGGUGAUAAUAGAGGGAAGAUCACCCUCAGCAUACUGAAUAGGUGCAUGUAUGAAAAUGACAUGCUCAGCUGCAAGUUGGCGUCACAAUAAUAAGGACAGUGUCAUACACUGUUCAGUUAUGAACACAUUGAAUUGUUAUUUAAUAGUGGAUGGAUUGUACAUGAAAAUCAUGAUCGAUUCCCUCCUUCUGGCUUAGAAGUGAGACAUGAGCCUUUUUAUAUCAUCUGCCUUCCGUAUUUUUGGCUUUGUUUUCUGAUGGUAAGCAAAAAAAAGGCUUGCUGGUUUCCGUAGAUCCAGCCUAACACUGCUGUUUGCUUCAAGGGAAUGAUUCUAGCAGAACAUCACAGUGUUUCUGCCCAAUUCCAGUGUCACUCUCCUUCCAGCAAACUAGACCUUUUUUUGAAACAAUAAAAAAUAGAAAAUUUGAGUAACCCUUAUUAUGUAGUCAUUAUAUCUGAGCAGGAAUGUAGUGAUUCUAAUCUAAACAUUGUGUCCUGGGGCUUAAUGAUUCUGAAUCAUGUUGGGAGGCUGCAGUUAGAUGUGUCUGAAAGAAUGAGCUUGGGAUGCUUCAGUAGAAGAAACUGGGAGAAUCUUUGCUCAUGGAUAUAGCCUUGCAAAAAUCAGCAUGGUUUCACUUGAAACCUUGCAAGAUGAUAUGAGAGAUGUGAAAGCAGGUAAUGCAUCACAGACCUCCAGUGUCUUGGUUCUACUUAUGCAUUUUGAUGGUGUUGCCCAUGACCUUUCAAACAGAUCUGGAGGGAUGUUUCGUAUUAUGAUAGUUCAAGGAAGGGUGACACAUUAGGAGUAGAAGAAUGCUGGCAGCCAUCUGGCAAAAAAAGAAAAGGAUGUGCCCUUCUCUCAGGGAAGUCUUAUCUGAGAUUCACUCCAAAUUUCUGGGGGAGGGGAAUACAGACUCAUUACUUGUUUGAGUGUAUGCUGUCUAAAUGAAUAUUCCAUACAAAUAAUCAGAACACCUAUACUUCUAGACUAAUGCUGUCUAGUUUAGGCAGAGUAUGUAUGUAGAAUAUGGUUUGCAGACUGCAACUGAUACUCAGGUUCUCCUUCCACACCCCUCAGCAACCCCCCUGCCCUCACAUGGUAAAAUAUUUCAGAAGCAUUUUGGGAAGUAAUGAUUUGCCAUUCAAGCAUAAUUUGCCCUAACCCUGUUUUAGGCCUCCAAAGGCCUUUUUUAGCAUCAGAAGGGACAGGCCCUUGUUUCUCAAAUGUCUUUUCUGGGCUACAUAGGCCCAAGGGCUUGUUUUAGAUUUUACUAAUUUUGUAUGGUCACAGGCCCUGAUUCCUGAAAUCCUUGAAACUGGAAGUGCCAUGGUUUGAUAGUUUUACUUUGUGUGUAGAGCAUGUUCAUUACCACUGGCUAUAUAAGGAAGACAUCUCUUAUAUGUAAUUUGUCCUGAAUGCAGUGCUGCAAUUGCUACUGUCCCUGAGCCCAGUGCAGAUGCUGUUCUCGUCCACUUCGUUGCGUCCUCUGUUCCUCCUCAGCAUUGGCCUUAUUGGUGUUCUCCUGUUGGAGAGAUGGAAGCCACAAUUCCUAUUGGAUUUCUCAGCACAGCCCUUGGAAGAACAUGGAAGAGAUAGUGACAGUGAGAUGGCAGAAGCACAGCCUCACUUGCUAAGUGUCCCAGAACUCUGUUGUUACCUGGCUGAGAGCUGGAUUACCUUCAGGCUGUACCUACAGGAACUAUUGCAGUACAAGAGGCAAAACCCUGCCAAGUUCUGUGCCAGGGUCUGCUCAGGAUGUUUGAUCCUAGUAGUAGUAGGACAUUAUGUUCCAGGAAUCAUGAUCUCCUACAUUGUCUUGCUCAGUAUCUUGCUGUGGCCACUAGUGGUUUACCAUGAGCUUAUCCAAAGGAUGUAUACACGCUUGGAACCUAUCCUAAUGAAACUGGACUACAGCAUGAAGGUGGAGACCUUGCAUGUUAAACAUGAAAAGAAAAAGCGUCAAGGAAAGAGUGAGCCAGAAGCGGGUAAUGAGCCAAUGGCAGAGACGGAAAGUGAGAGUGAGGCAGAACUGUCUGGCUACUCUCCAGUGGUGGAUGUGAAGAAGACAGCACUAGCAUUGGCAAUCACAGACUCGGAGCUCUCUGAUGAGGAGGCCUCUAUCUUGGAGAGUGGAGGUUUCACCGUCUCAAGAGCAACCACACCACAGCUGACAGAUGUGUCUGAAGAUUUGGAUCAACAGAGCCUUCCCAGUGAGCCAGAAGAGUCUUUCUCCAAGGACAUGGCAGAAUUCCCCUCCGUGGAAGAGUUUCAUUCCAGAGACUUAGGACCACCCAAUGAGGAUGACAAUUUUGCGGUGCCUGCCCAUGCUGCCCAGCAGCUGGACUCUCCCGAGGAAGAGGUGGAGGCAUCAACAACCCUCAUCUCGGACCCAUCCAUCCUGUGCCUGGCCUCACCUCUCCAUUUUGUAAAUACGCAUUUCAAUGGGAAUGGGCAGGCAGUGGCAGGAGGAGCUCCUGAGCUCGAAGGUGCCUCUGCAGGAGGCCUGGGACUGCACAUUGAUUCACUGAGCCAAGAGAUUGUCACAACUGCUAUCAGUACCGUAGUGCAGAACACCCUGUCAGCCCUGCUCCGCUCCUCUGAGGACAGUGAGGGACCUUCCCUCUCUGAGUUCCUGCCCACUGAGCCUGAGGAGAGACUCAGCUUCCAGGCACAGCUGUCUGAGAGUGAGGAGAUAGGAGCAGCCUCUCUGGCUGGUGAGGAGGAGGAAGCAGAUGACUUUGAGCUGCUAGAUCAGAAGGAGCUUGAGCAGAUGGAUGCAGAGCUGGGCCUUUCUGGAGAGACCUCAGCUCCAACAGCUUCUCCUCUCCCUCUUGAAGAAGAAUCAUCACCGAGCUCCUAGGUCUUGCUACUCUCCUGCAUUUCAGUAGCUGCAAGGAAGGACAAGUAAACACAUGGCAGGGUUUGAUCUAUGCUGACUUUGGAUGGCAGAGCAUCUGCAUUCACAGUGUUAUGUCUGGAAUAGUGAAUUGUUGCUCCCAUUUCUUCCUGUGUUGACCUUCCCAUCAGGUCAUUGUGUCCAUCCAUGCUUUCUAGUGAUGAUGCCGUCUUUUUGUCUGCUGCUGCAAUUCGUCUGUCUUUGUCUUUGUUUUUUUGCACACCAUCUCUAGGUAUACCUGCUGCUCAUCCCUAUGCACCCAGUAGGAAGUUAAAUGGUUUUAUUGGAUGGGGUAGGAGGAUUUAAAUUGUAUAUAACAUUAUUAAAACAUUGGGUGUUUAGUUGAACAGGGAUGAGGAUUUUUUAUAUAGAAAAAUCAGUUGGGGAGGUCUUCUUCCCUUUAUAUAGAAACUUGGAUGGGUAAAGGAAGCAGCUUCAAAGGAGACACCAGUAAUUUUGCUGUUUGGAUGAGAGGGGGGGGGACACAUCUGGGCUUUGAUACCCACUUUGCACCAAAUAGCAGUUGCUCCUUAAAUUUCAACCGUCAAACCUUUCUCUUCUCCAUCAUUUUAAACUCCUAGUCUAAUUUCCUCUCUCAGAAAUGUGACUUUGACAGACCUGAGUUAGGCUCCAGGAAAAGAGAGCCCAGUCUUGUUUGUUCUAACUUUAAGCCAGGUUCUUGAAAGCCUCUUUAAUUCAACUGAAAAAAUGAGGUAACCUGAAAGCCUUCUGUUUUCACAUUCUGCUGCCACUGCACUUUAAAUGCAAAAUACCCCUAUAUGUGCUUGUUCCUGUUUUCUUAAAACCUGACUAAACCAGUCCUGCUGUGUGAUUCAACCUUGGCAGAGGGCAAGCUUUUCUUUCCUCAGUGUUGCUUCUGGGAGAAGCAAGAAGCAUCUUGAGAAGAGAGGAAUAUCUGGGAAAAUGGGAAGAACCCUAGACUCUUUGUGGGGCAAGCACUCUAACUUCUCUUGCUGCCUCUUUCAGAAUGCUUUAUAGUUUUUUAUUUAACUAGUUGGAAUAGUGUGCCUAUUUGUGUUCUCAGGAUGUGGGAAGUUUGUUCAGGCUUUAUUCCCCAAAGGUGAUUACUGCCUGUGGAGGGUGCUUCUUGCACAGCUUCGCAGUACUUUUUCUUUUAAAAAGGAAAUCUGGUUGAAACUACUGAGUAACUGAAUCUUUCAAAGGGGAUUUUAGUUUACAACAGUAUAAUGGUUUUUAUUAUAUAGAAACAGUUCCUCUGCCCAUUUAGUGUGCAUCCCAUGAGUGCAUUGCAAGGCUAAGAUUUGCCUCUGGCAUUUGCCUUAUCAGUUGAGUGAACACUGUUUGCUGCCUGGAAUAGUUCUUUUUGUCUGAUUUCAAGGGAUUGCAGAGUAGGGCAUGGCAGUGGUAUUGUGAAUUGAUCAUUAUCUCACUGUGUAAAGUAUUCAGGAUGGGCACUUCUUGGCAAUUCCUGAUGCUCUUGGUUUUUGCAUAAGAGCAAGUGCACCUUAGUUUUACAGAUGUUAUGCUACAUCUUUGCACUGCAUCUCUUAAAAAUAUUUUUCAAACUGAAGGAGGAAUUCCACAUGUAUCUGCAAGACUUUUCCUGCUUUGGUCUAUUUCAGAAUACAUUAGUUGUUGUGCCAUUCAAUUCCUCCGCCCCUGUAUUGAGUUGGGUUUCCUUUACUGGGUUUCUUCACUGGAUUUCUGGAAAUCUUCUUGCAAUAUUCUUCCCCAGGAUUGACUCUUGUCCUGUCUUGUGUUGCCUGACCCGUGCCCUCCCCCGAUCAAAUGUUGUGGAGGGAUAGCUGUUAAAAACAGCUUCCUCUUAAUGUUUGCACUUUGGAAAUGGGAAGCUGUGUGGCACUGAGUGUGAUGCUUGCCCGCCUCUGUUUUGUGUCCUGAGCACAGAUUUUACCACCACCUCUUGAUAACCAGGCCUCACUUUCUUUUUCUGGUAAAGGAGGCAUGUGAUGUGUUGGUAUUUCUCUCUGGCGCUCUAAGCACUCCUCCUUUCUUUGGGUGGCAAUAGUGCCAUGUUGCUCUGGGACAAGGGUCUCCUACUGAAGGGCUAGAAGUUUGCUAAUGUCACCCAAUAAAGGUGGAGGACUUUGAACUGUGUAGCAAUGUUUAUUCUAUGGCUAAAUAUUUAAAAGUAAAAUGUAGUCUUUUUAAUAAAAAAAGGUGAAAGAUGUGA